GCAUCACCUCAUCACUGCAGAUUAUGCGACCCAGGUAUUGCUGGUGGUGCAUCAACAGUGCAUGUUUUCAUUUCUAUGUGGCAGCGAAAGGUAACCAUUCAUAUGUGGCACACUUCUCAUCUUCUUGCCACUGCAUCGUGCAUAUCAUCUCGGCUCAUUCAAUCAAAGUGGACAGCCACAGAAAUCCAUCCACAUCAUUGCCCGUUACGUGACACAAUGCAGACAACUGAUACGCAUGGCGACUGCGGUACUAACUGUCUGGUUCUGAUCCAGGCUGUUGCCUUGAUGGGGCUCGACCGAAAGAAUGCGUGGAAGGACUUGACCACUGGAGUUAAUGCGGACUCGCGCUGCUCUGAAGGUUUUUGAAUAAUGGUCCGCUCUAUCGAUAUCAUUUGCGGAGGCAGAGCGAGGUUAGAAUCUGAUAACACAACAGUCAACCU
Molecule: messenger RNA, 440 nt
Organism: Pisolithus orientalis
Lineage: Eukaryota; Fungi; Basidiomycota; Agaricomycetes; Boletales; Pisolithaceae
Exons: 2
Coding region: 76-366 (96 amino acids)
Source: RefSeq, a predicted model, not a curated record